Molecule: messenger RNA, 3471 nt
Organism: Daphnia pulex (common water flea)
Lineage: Eukaryota; Metazoa; Arthropoda; Branchiopoda; Diplostraca; Daphniidae
Product: ionotropic receptor 93a-like
Exons: 12
Coding region: 1818-3152 (444 amino acids)
Cellular component (GO): membrane
Molecular function (GO): ligand-gated monoatomic ion channel activity
Source: RefSeq, a predicted model, not a curated record
CGCAGUACAACAAUUGGACGGGAUUUUACGAGAAAAUUCGUGACAGGAUCAAAUCGUUUCCCCAAUCCCGCUGUACCCUAGUGUCCGAUUGCAUCGAUUUAGUCAAACCAGGAUCGAGAAAUGUAUUCAUCGAUGCGGAGGCGUAUCAAAUGGACGCCACAAGAGAAAAUUUUGAAAAGACCGGUAAAUGCAGUCUGCAGAUUGCCAGGGAUAGCUAUCUCACUAUUUUUGCAGUAAUGGCUCUAAAGAAAAACAGUCCCUACACCAAUGCUAUUAACUUGGGGCUGAUGGAACUACUGCAAAGUGGACUGAUUGACUACUGGGAAUUACGGUUCCGCCCGAUGCCCCGUCAGUGUAAAGGCAAAAUCAAAAAUGGAUACACUCCACCGAACAACAAUAAGCAUCCACCACUUUCCCUGAAGAAUUUGACUGCCGCUUUUAUUGUCCUUUCGGUUGGAUUAAGUCUUUCCGUUUUGGCCUUCCUCUGCGAGAAAAUCCUUUUCGUGACACACAGUCACAGUCAUCAAACAUCCAAGAAAAAAUUGUCCCACAAAAUCGUUGGGGAAAAGGCUUAAAUAAUCGAACAAACAUUUAACAUUAGUUAGUGCAUGCCCGAUCACACCUUUAUCACAAUUUAGCAUUUAAGCUAGUAAUACUUGUCUAACGUGUGUCGUAUAUUAUUCGUAUUUUUCAUUAGAAUUUCACACACAUGCAAGUCCCUUUUACCAGUUCCACCGAUGUAACCAUAACAAAUAUUCACUGCACAACAAUUAGUUAAUCAAUUUAGGCAAUGUUUUAAUGUUCAAAAUUUCUUUGCGAAGCAAAUCAGUCGGCCAUUUUCUGUUUAAAGGAGGAGUGAGGGUGAGAAAACAAACGAGAAACGAUCCAAGAUGGCCGCCAACCCUUUUCGCAAAUCAAAACAAGAGAGUUAGAGACAAUUCAGUUUAGUCUUUGUUGACACUUGUUGGAAAUCGGUCGCACGUUUGUGUCACUCGGCUUUAUAAUUCAAGAACCUCGUGACGUAAAAUGUAUUGACCAUCAUUGCUGUGAUUUCCUACCUUUGCUUGAUGUAGUUUUUGGAUAGGCGAUAUGAAAGUAAUUUCAUAAUAAAGUUCAACGGAAUGAGCCAGCACCCACCCCCAGAAACCAAAUGGCAAGUGAUGCACUGAUGCUAAAUUCAGUUCGAUCCAUAUAAUUAAAAUUCUCGCAUUACAUAAUGUUUAAUUUUAUAUACGUGUAUUAGUGCAAUCAGCUUGUAAUUUAUAACUGUAGUUCUACAGUCUACCCAUUAUUAACUGUUUGGUUUCGGUAAUGUUGAAUGACUAUUCAGGACCUCUGAUCAUGUUCACUAUUUAAUAACCUACUUUUUCAAAAUUUCAAUUUGUUUAUUGAGAGCAUGACGGUCCAUGGUUUCUAUUGAUGGCAUAGUUCUGCUCAUAUUUGUGAAUCUGAAUAAAUUCGAAUAAAAUCAAUGUCUAAAGGACAUGCAAUAUGCACAGAUAAAUGUUAUACAGUUACAAUCCAUUCUACAGCUGGUGAUUGUUUAGACAAUCUAAGUUUAGACCUACUGACUGGUGCAUGAGUCGAGAAAACGACGAGCUCAUUCUGAAUUCACAGAGGUGACAUGGUGUCAACUUCAACGUAAAAGCGAAAAUGUUUGGUGAAUAUUCAGCAAAUUUCAAACAACAGAAACGGUAUUUAAAUCACCUGGACUACCUCAAAACCUCAAGAAGAUAUCCUGAGACUUGUUCUGUUGGUCUUUAGCUGGUAUAUAGCGAUCUUAUUUUUGUCGUUUUAGACAGCAGUAUCUGGCUAAUAUGUCACUGAAUGCGCUCAAUGGCCAACACCUCCGCAUUAUCUGGCCUCGUUGGGAAGGAAACCCAAAAGGACUUUCGGGCGCGCUUAAAGGUGGUGUCAUCAUUGAUUGCUUGGCAGCCCGCUUCAAAUUCAGUUACGAAAUGGUCAGAGUCACUGAGAAUAGAUUAGAGCCGCAAGGAAAGGAACGAGGACUAUUCAGCUAUCUGUUCGAUAAACAAAGCGACUGGAUAGUUUCUGGUGUUCAUUCGACAUUUCAGCGCAAUGAAAUUGUUGAUCAGACAACACCCUGGGAUUUUGCUAAACUCGGACUACUUAUUCCUGUCCAAGACGAAACGGCCAACAUCAACGCAGUCGUCAAACCUUUUCAAUGGCCGGUUUGGAUAGGACUAAUCAUUUCAAUCCUGUGUGUUAUCGUCGUUUUAAAUCUAAUGCAUCGGUAUCUUGAAUAUCGCUCUCAAUUUGAAACAAGCGAUCACGAAGAACGACUAAAGAAUGGCAAUCAAACAAACCGAGAAAAUCGUAUGGUUCUGAAAAGUCAAGCCGGGAAAGAAUACCUUUACGUUUUUGGCAAUUUAUUGUCACAAGGUGGCCCUUACUCAUCAAAACGUUUACCAUUUCGUCUUGUCGCUGGCGUUUGGGUUCUGGCCGCUUUCAUCUUUGUCCAGGCUUACACUUCGUUAUUAUUCACCUACGUCGUGGCCCCAGUUAAUCAGCCGCUCAUUAAUUCCAUCUACGAUAUCGCCGAUAGUAGUGACAUCAAUGUACUUGUCAAAAUAGCAGGAACUCCGGAGACCCUUUUCAUGAACAACAACUGGACGGGAUUUUACGAGAAAAUUCGCGACAGGAUCAAAUCAUUUCCUCAGUCCAGGUGCACCCUGGUGUCCGAUUGCAUCAAUUUAGUCAAACCAGGAUCGAGAAAUGUCUUCAUCGAUGCGGAGCCGUACCAAUUGGAUGCCAUAAGAGAAAAUUUUGAAAAAACUGGUAAAUGCAGCUUGCAGAUUGCCAGGGAUCGCUACCUCACUCUUUUUGUUGUUAUGGCCCUGCAGAAAAAGAGUCCCUACACCAAUACUAUUAACAUAGGGCUGAUGGAACUACUGCAAAGUGGACUGAUCGACUACUGGGACACCUGGUUCCGCCCUAUGCCCCUUCAAUGUAAAGGCAAAAUCCAGUACGGAUACACUCCACCGAAUAACAAUGAACAUCCACCGCUUUCCCUGAAGAAUUUGACCGGCGCUUUUAUUAUCCUUUCAGUUGGCUUAAGUCUUUCUCUUUUGGCCUUCCUCUGCGAGAAAAUCCUUUUCCUGUUUAAACGUAACUGCCAUCAGCUGCAUUAAAAUCUGCCGGAGAAGAGACUGAUUAAUUGAGUCCCACAAUCCCCACUUAAAGUCAAUUCGUCACCAUAUCGUCACUGAAGCAAACUAAUAUUUGUUAUUGCAUACCCAAUCAGAUCUUACACUACAAUGUAUCUUAGAAAUUAGAAUGCUAUUUACUUCUCUUUUAGUUCCUUACUUAAUCGUAUGCUGCUGCUGCUGUUGAAAUAAUUGUUAAAACUAUCCACAUAAUUGUGCUAGUUUGUGCACUUGUCAAAAUUGUACUCCAUGUUGUAGGAAUUUUGUCAGUAUAUAUUUAUUACAUGGCCAUUUAUUUACUGGA